Messenger RNA from Leptosia nina, 1395 nucleotides. The record is from the annotation of a GenBank genome assembly. NCBI's taxonomy places the organism in Eukaryota, Metazoa, Arthropoda, Insecta, Lepidoptera, Pieridae.
AUGAGUAGUAAUGACACAAAAUUACGAGUCAAACCAAGAAACCCCCGCAAGAUGAUUGGGGGUUUAUUUGUCUAUAACCACAAGGGCGAGGUGCUCAUUUCGAGGGUAUACAGGGAUGAUAUAGGGCGUAAUGCGGUAGACGCUUUCAGAGUAAAUGUAAUCCACGCUCGUCAGCAAGUUCGCUCUCCAGUGACGAACAUCGCGCGUACAUCCUUCUUUCACAUCAAGAGGGCAAACAUCUGGUUGGCGGCUGUAACAAAGCAAAAUGUCAACGCAGCGAUGGUUUUCGAGUUCCUCUUGAAGAUCAUAGAUGUUAUGCAAUCAUACUUUGGGAAGAUCUCCGAGGAAAACAUCAAGAAUAACUUUGUGCUUAUUUACGAGCUGCUUGAUGAAAUCCUAGACUUUGGCUACCCACAAAACUCAGAUACCGGAGUGUUGAAGACGUUCAUCACUCAGCAGGGCAUCAAAUCGGCAUCCAAGGAGGAGCAAGCUCAGAUCACUUCACAGGUGACCGGUCAAAUAGGAUGGCGACGAGAGGGCAUAAAGUAUAGACGCAACGAGCUGUUCCUCGAUGUUUUAGAAUACGUCAACUUGCUCAUGUCACCGCAAGGCCAAGUUCUGUCAGCCCAUGUGGCCGGUAAGGUGGUAAUGAAGUCCUACCUCUCCGGCAUGCCCGAAUGCAAGUUUGGCAUCAACGACAAGAUUGUCAUGGAGGCCAAGGGAAAAGGGAACGGUGGCAUAUCUGGCAACACAGACAGCGAAGGUGCGAGGUCUGGCAAACCGGUGGUGGUAAUUGAUGACUGCCAGUUCCACCAGUGCGUGAAGCUCAGCAAGUUUGAAACGGAACACUCCAUCUCCUUCAUUCCACCGGAUGGAGAGUUUGAGCUUAUGAGAUACCGUACAACCAAAGAUAUAUCUCUGCCGUUUCGAGUGAUCCCACUGGUUCGGGAGGUGGGUCGCACCAAAAUGGAGGUCAAGGUGGUGCUGAAGUCGAACUUCAAACCGUCGCUGCUGGGUCAGAAGAUCGAAGUGAAGAUACCAACACCGCUGAACACCAGUGGGGUACAGCUCAUCUGUUUGAAGGGGAAGGCCAAGUACAAGGCCUCGGAGAAUGCUAUUGUUUGGAAGAUCAAGCGCAUGGCUGGUAUGAAGGAGACCCAACUCUCCGCUGAAAUCGAACUGCUCGAGACCGACACCAAGAAGAAGUGGACUCGCCCCCCCAUUUCUAUGGGCUUCGAGGUUCCAUUUGCGCCGUCUGGAUUUAAGGUCCGCUAUUUGAAGAUCCGGUUUGUACGAGACCAGGUGUUAGGAGAAUUCAGGAUUGUUUUCAAUUCAAGCAAUAGUUGGCCUGCUUCGUGUAAAUACACAAAACGAAUCCAGUACGAGAUUAUUUAA